Messenger RNA from Trichoderma harzianum CBS 226.95, 1199 nucleotides. RefSeq lists its product as hypothetical. NCBI's taxonomy places the organism in Eukaryota, Fungi, Ascomycota, Sordariomycetes, Hypocreales, Hypocreaceae. The transcript has 2 exons. The coding region runs from base 1 to 786 and encodes 261 amino acids. The record is from RefSeq and is a predicted model, not a curated record.
AUGCCAUCCAACCAACAAAGCCUCUUUGCUGCGUUUUCUUGCCCAUCUAGAAGAGCCCUGCAUAUCAACAACCGCAUAGCGCACCCUAUCUCGCAAGCUAUUAUCCAUCUUCAGCGCCAAGAUCAAUACAACAGCAUCUCUGCGCCGAGCUUCACCCAACGUCGAACCCUAUCGAAUACUGUGUCCCGAAAAAUGGCGAGUGACGAGGAUUACAUGGCCUUCCUCAACAAGGCGAACCAGGAUGCGGACGAGGGGAGGGCAGCAGCGCAAAGCUCGCGGGGAGCGGGGCAGCAGAGGGCGUUUAAGAUUGCGGAUGAGGGGAGCGAGCUGCCGAAGAGCAUUGCGGAGGUUAUACGCGAUGCGUUUUACGUGAGUGAGGCGGAUGAGCCGUUUAAGGGGGUGUCGUUGAAGUGGAAGGGUGAGGGAGGGUUGCCGGAUGAAGGUCAGUUGUUUUUUGUCUAUGCCCUUGACACUCCAUUUCAAGAUUGGGGGUUUACUGUUCCCUCAAGUCUGUGGAAGGAGAAAAUUCGGAGGGGAAACUUGUGCAGAAGAGCUAAUUGGAACUAUGUCUAUAUAGUCGAAUUCGCAAAGCUGAUCAACCACUGGGACGCCGAGAAUGCGCAAAUCGACAUCAUGGAUCCGGUCGACUGGGACUCACAGGGGGAAUACGGCAAUGUGAUUGAUGCUGUGAGAGAGGCGACGAAAGGAAACGAUGUGAGAGUUUAUAGAGUUGCGAGGGAUCUGACGAGGGCGGAAUACUUUGUUAUUUCGCGCGAUGACGAGUGAAGGCGCUGGGAAUUGAGUCGUGAGCGGCUGGGAUUGAGUUCUUCUGUUGCGAAAGGCUCUGUAUCCGUAUCUAUGAGUCCUUGUGUCUUUACAUUUGCUAUCUAUUGAGGUCCUGAAUAUGGCAUUUAUUCGUCAGACUGUCCCGCAGCCCUCCGAAUCCAAGAUGGUUUAGCUCAUCAGCGCUGGGGGGAUGCAGAUGGCGUCUCAACAGCGCUAUGGUACCAGUACCAAGUUGACGGAUUUUAAUAGCUCACUGCCUAUCCUUCUAUCCCUGUCCUUUAAUCUUUCGAGUAAACGGUAAUUGGCUCACCUCACGUACAUACAUGUUUAUAAUCAUAGACGGAGCAUCAGCUCCCUCAGCGGCUAGGGCACUUUGAGGGAGAGAAAAAAAAAAAAAAACCACAAUCAACCGG